Spirometra erinaceieuropaei is the source of this 22828-nucleotide messenger RNA. The record is from the annotation of a GenBank genome assembly. Lineage: Eukaryota; Metazoa; Platyhelminthes; Cestoda; Diphyllobothriidea; Diphyllobothriidae.
AUGGAAUACGAGACAAGAUUUCGGAAGCAGGCCUUACCGAUGGUGAAACUCUUCCCCCAACUGCAACAAGCCACUCGCGGUAGCAGCAGAACACAACACCUUCAUCGUCAUGCGUCUAUGUUGAGGCAACUGCCCCUCCAUCCGCGCGCUCGGGCAGGUGAAAUGGGCGAGUACGCUUCUGUCGCCGAUUGCGGUGUCCAGCGGAAGGUGAGUCCUUUUCAUAUAUUGAUCGCGUUUUUAUGCCGGACGGCGCAUUACGGCUGGAACAUGCCAACCGGUUCAUGCGAAAAUGCUAGAUGGAGAUAAUUAUAGAGGUUUCAUCUUCCCUACGUCGAAUGACGGUAUUAUCGGGGUAUUACCGAUGAGUUGUCGAAAAUCAAAGGUAGUCCGUCUUCUUAACAGCAAGACCGCGCCGUAAGAGUUCCAUAAUACACACUUAAACCUUUGUUUAUACUAAGGCCGCAGCUGAAUGCGAACCGCGCCCAUUGUCAUAUGGGCAGCUUGUAAGGCAUUUGUGCACCAAAAGUGUUAGUAAUAAACCCCUGAAACAGAACCAGUGAAAGAUUGACAGGCGAGAUAAAGCUUUUUAAUAAAAAAUUAAAAUCAUUUCAGAAGAGCAUUUGGCGAGCUCAAGCGUACUUUCGAUAAAUUCUCAUCGGGCCUGUACAUUUAUAUGGGAACGAGGUACAAACUGAACGUGUGAGUGAUAAAUACAGACGAUUACGAUUCGCCCUUGCAUACAAACGGGGUAUGUGAAUAGAGUAAGUGGGAGGGGGAAGGAAAGGAAGCAGUCAGUGACAGUGAGGGUUAGGUUGAGCCGUGUCACAAAGGAGGGGGGGGGGAGGGAAGGGAGCGGGGGCGCGGAGACCUGCAUAUAUUUAAUCGAUCCUGGUCUACGGUAGACGCGGAGCGUGCAACAGAUUCUUCUGCGCGUACAGGACCGCCCCCUCAGACAUUCUUGACUAUACCGAAGCACUAGAGAUACUCUAAUCCUCGGAGAUUGCAUAUGUGAAGAUAGAUAAUUAUUAAAGGGGAACUUGUUUGGAAUGAUAGUUUCUGGCCUACUUACCAGUCAUAAUUCAGUUCCAAGUCAAAAUAACUAGACCUCAGAACUGAGUUCCUCAUUGUGUCAGCACCCUGCUACUGAAUCAGGAGCUCGCUACCUGCCGGCAGUAGUAAAUGGGAGUGGCGUUCAUCAAGCUCUCCUGACUGCCAAAUUCAAAAAAAACUUCUCAGUUUUGCCCAACACUUCGGUUUGAAACACAUGCACGCGGUCACACAAUGACGGUCAGUGCACGACCGUGCAAGCCUUUGUCCACAUGGCUACACCUAUUAGUUUCGACCGAUACGGCCACCCACGGCACGGCUGCAGCUCUCAAAACCAGUGUAAAGGAAAGGUGGGUAGGACUCGGGAAACUUUCGCCUCCAUCCGCUCAUAAAAUAGAGAACACACACCGCUAAGGGUGGACAACAUCGGCCCUCGGAUACCUGAAGAGGCCAAGACAAACUCCAAAGCAUUGCUAGUGACCCACCUUUUACGAAGUCGAGGCAAUCCGCUAUUGUUUACCCUACUCAUGACAUUACACAUUGAAUAACCAAACAUCUCCCUCUAGGGGAUCAUCAUACAAGUUUGAAAUAGACUUGAAGCUAACACCACUCAUCUUCUCCCCCUUAGAAAACAGAUCACACGUCCUACGACUGUUCUUCUGGGGUAUUGGCGACCAGUCAGUUUCUGACAAGAAACCGCCCUUUUUACUUUGCGUGCAAUCACCUUUAAAGAAACCAACAUUUGUCUGGUUUAUCUCAUUGUAACUUUUCUACACAUGUUGCAGAUGCGAAAACCUGCAAUGGAGAAACGGCGUCGUGAGCGGAUUAAUGUAGCCCUGGAGGAACUGAAGCGCCUUGUUGCCGAACCCUUCCUUAAAGAGGUAAGAUAGUCGGAAUCUGGGAGAAGAGACCAUAUUGCUAAGAAAGGACAACAUAUUAGAACAAUAGGGGCCAAAAAGGCAUAACCUUCAUAUGCAGUCGAGGCCAACAAGCGUAACUAGGUAAUAUCCAACGAUUAUAUGAAUAAGAAACGCCAUUGGGUAUUUUUAGAAUCCACGGGUUUCGGUAGGUCUUCCUAGCUCAGGUGGCUGGAGCGUUGACCAUGCUCAAGUCUUGAUUCUGCUGUCGUGGAUUAAAAUAUCCCUGAAAAGUUAAGCGAGGGAGACGCGCUGGACCAACACGAGGGCCAGAUCUGAGUCGUGCAGGCGUUAUCGGGGAUGCACACCCCAUAACAAAUGCCGACAUUCAGGGCGCGGUGGCAGGCCCGCUUGGUUUUCCCUGCCCGCGGGGUUUUCUCAAGCCUUCAAAAAUGCCUAUGGAUCCGACGUGACCUCUCCAUCGCCACUAAGAUUCGCGUGUGCCGCGCAUCUGUCCUUCUCUACGGUUGUGAAUGCUGGGCUUUGAGCGAGGAGGACGAGCGAAAACUGGAGGUAUUUGACCACCACUGCUUAAGGACCAUCCUUCGAGUGAAGUUCACGAACUUCGUCUCGAAUGGGACAGUCCACGCUCGCUGCGACAGCAUCGCUAGGAUAACUCAGGCCAUCCAAGAAAGACUACUGAGGUGGUUCGGGCAUGUUCUUCGUCGUCCUCAUCAGGAGGUCAGUGUUACUGCUCUCGAUCCAGCACCGUUGCCCCAUCGGAGGCUCGAAACCUGACUCGACACAGUUCGUCAAGACAUGGAGGUGGUUCUUGUGCCUUCGGUAUUCGGUCUCCGUCGUUGGUGGAGGGAAUGGGUUGAGCUGUCCAGAUCUGCUGCCGCAGAUCGUCACGCGUGGAGAGGUACAGUUCGGGGCAUCAUCGAGGCCGGCUAGAUCAGGCAUGAUCGCAGCCGUAUCAAGUACAAGUACAGGCCCAAUUGUCGUCUAAUGUCACACCAACUGGGAUCCCUGCUGUCGUUUUUUAAAAUCCUGUUCAAGUGUUUGUUAUGGAUCAGGGGAUGUGAUGGUACGCCUAGGUGCAGCCUUUCGCCCUGCCAGCCAUCUUUGGCCUCUUCCACUCCUGCUCUUCUCAACUUGGUCAUGACACUGGGCUGAGGUGGGACAUGGGAGAGUGCGGUGGAUGCAGUGCAAGUCUGUCGUCAUCAUAAAAUAAUUCACGAACAGGUCACCGUCCACACUCAGCCUACUCUGGAGCACAUGGUGAACUUCGUCGAACCCGACAGUCGAACUAUCGCGUUCGAAUGCCAUCGAGGCCGCCGAGUUUUUAUCAACCGGAUCAAAUGAAUGUAAUGUGAAGGCAACGCUGCUUACCUCGGGCCUGAUACUUUCCUGCCUCAAGUGACUUCCACCGGUAGACCACAUCGUUUGCAAAGAAUAAGUUGAACUAUCAUGCGGAAGUAGACCAUGGGAGCGUGGGGGUGGGGGGUGGGGGGAAGAGGCAGAAGGGGGAAAUACCGUCAAAAGUAACGCCUUGAGGGUUUAAUAUCAUAUUUAUUCAUUUUAGAGGUAGUUAUUUUUUUCCUAACUACCGACUCUAUCUUUUGUGAUUUCAGAAUGCCCAGAAAUUAGAGAAAGCAGACAUCUUGGACCUGACUGUCAAGUUUGUGCUCGACUGCAUCACAAGUGAGUUUCGGAGUCUGUGCAGAUAAUUGUAAGUCAGAUACGGAAAUACAGACCCGCCGUACAGCGGCUGGUCUUGCGCUGAAUUCUCAGGAGUACCUAUUCCUUUGUCUUUAGUUAAACAGUAACUUUCCCAACCCUGACCCCUCGGAAUUUGGACGAGGCCACCUGUAAUAUGAGAGACGUCAAAUUCCCGUGUCUGACCGAAUUUUUUUCAUGCAGUCCCUGCUGUCAGCAGGAAAAUCAGUACUUUCAUCUACUCACUCCAUGAACUCCUCUAAAUUUUGGCAGCCUUUAACGAUACCACCUAUGCUUCCUUAGCGGAGCAUAGGUAGCCGCGCCUGAUGGAUAAACUACUGUUGGGGGUUAGGGUUAGAAGUCCAGGAUUAGGGGGCUAUGGUUAGGGGUCAGAGUUAGAGAUUAGAGCUAGGGGUUAUGGUUAGAGGUUAGCGUUAGGGUUUAAUGUUAGGGCGACUAUUUCUCAACCACUCGAAGUACAACCGCGCAUUCCCAAUCGCGUUUCCUUUGCAUACAAGUACUUGACGUCGUCGCCUGUGCGUUUCCCGGCCCGCCUGUAAAAAACCUAUUACCGCCGGUCCAGUAUUAAAGACGGCUGCGGGUUGCUUACCUCAGGUGCGGCCUCAUAACCACAUCCGACUAACCGGCGGAUGGGAAUAAACGAAGGCUUUCGUCUAUACGAAACCGAUUUUUAUGUCUGCCUUCCAGACUUUCCACAUGGACACCAUCUGAAACAAUAAGCCAUGGACAGAGAAAAUGCAGAAAUUACAGUUUCCCCUAGUAUUCUUCAUUGCGACCUACAUUUUGUUUUAUUAGUAGCAGAUUGUGCAUAUUUUCUUUGAGAUCAGUGCAAAGCAGGGAAAUUAAAUCCAAAAACCCAGCCCCGAUUUGCUUCUCAUCUGUACUUGAAGCCUUCCGACUGGAAACUGCAGCCGCCUAGUAUUAAUUUCAGGUAGGACACAGGAAUAGGGAUUCCCCGUAAUACAUGUAGCCUUGCGCAUAAUACCCGAGAGAUUGGGAUUAGUGGAAGGACUAGAGUCAAGGUUCGGGAGAGGAUAACCUCGCAAUUUUGCGUAAGGUCACCUGAAUUACGGGGGUGGGGAGAGAAGGGGAUGGUUCCUAUUCCCGUAUCCUAAGAAGGCCAGGUGCAUGUCAAAAUGCGAAAUGUAUUCACCCCCACAAAUAGCGUGCGUUCGGAUACUGACUUUAGGUUGAAUUCGUUUGACCUACAGUAAGGCGCUUACAAGUUCCAUCAUGGAGAGAAGCUCUCGUCCUACGUGAAAUUUGCUCAGUUACUCAGGUCUAGUUGUAAAGCAACGGUACAGAGGUAUUCAGGAGCUAUUAUAAAUACAGAAAGAUUGUUUAAGUGGGACUGCUGAAUUAACCGACGCGGAAGCAAGUUUUUUGGAAAAAAGUGCCGCUUAUUUUGUAUGUGUGCAUCGUUUCACUGACUUCCUUUGCUUGUGUAAAGGAUAGUUCAAAGAAAUCAUCGUGAAGAGAGCCAUCUUUAUUCUAGUGGCAUUUUGCUACUUAAGGAAUUUAGUUAUGUUAGAAACACAGUCAGCGUGUUUACCCGUUUCCACUGUUGAUAAAAUACCAAUCCUAUGUUUUGUUCAAAAAAAUAAUCAAGUAGAUCGUUAUUAUCCCGUAAGUAAACACAAGUAUCCAACAGGGUUUUAAUGAAACUCGAUUACCCGGCGCCUUUUGUCAGUAGAAGUAAGACGCCUGCACACAGUUGUUUGCGCGAAGACUCUCGGUGAUAAAAACCUUCUCAAUGCCCGAAUAUUUUUGGGCUUGACUUGCCGUUGCACUUGCGAUCAGUGUUUUCAAACUAAAAACUGCACAUCUUCUCUGUAAGGAAGAUGUCAUUUGAGGCUUGUUAAAUUUUGCAAUGUGUUUGGACCAUGUUGCGUACUUAACAAACAGCAUUGGUAAAUGAACGGAUACGAUGCUUUAUGGGUAGCCAUUUGACACUCCUAGAAAAUCUCAUAAUUAGAAACUUUUCGAAAGCGAAAAAUGUUCUUUCUUCAAGUAUAAAACUUGAAAAAACGCAGUUUGCUGCCAGAUGAACAGAGGACAAAGUAUUUGCUCAUCUAUUCCAUAAUGUGUAUUCGAAUGUAUAAGGGUAUCGAAAAUCAAUGCGAAAAAUGCCUAUUACUUACGUGAUCAUCCUCAUAAAAGUUAGCUUUUGCAAGUGGCCGGAGGGAAGCUUAUUCGAAAGCAAGCUCAUUUGAAAGCGGACAUUCUGAUAUGACUGAAGUGUUUUGUGAUUAUGUUGUGCGUCAAGUAGUCUUUUGGUCCUAUUUAGGUAAUAUUUUCUAAUAGAAGACACAUUGAAAAAUUUAGGUUAACUUUCCAUAUCACAGCACACGUACUGUGCAAAAAAUACUUCAAAACAGUCGGUACUGCAAGCCUGUUUAAGUUAUUACUCCAAUCAUGGGAUCGAUAUAACGACCACAGUAAAUAUUUGUGAUUUUAGGUAUUUGUGAAAUAUUGGGUACACCUACCUCUGGCUAACUUUAUAUAUAGUGGGCGGAGGCUCUUGCGUAAAUUGCGUUAAAACUACCAUUAUUUAAGUGAAAAACAGGAACCUAUUUUCUUCAAAAAUUAAAGAAAUAAGUAUGCGUAAAUGUUGCAGUUUUCAGUUCAUUUAGUGUACACCCAAUUUCCGUCCUGCCAACAGGAAGUAAAAAGCUCACCAACCAGUCAGCUAACUGGACACAAAAUGCCCAGUGGAUCAGUUUUAUGGCGGGAUACACUGCUUGUGAGUCCGUCCUCAGAGACCUCUUCCAAACUCAACGCCAACUCGCAGACGACUGCCUGCGUCGAGCGCUGCCAACUGACCUAUUGCCUCUCUUGCUCUGCCUGCUGGACAAACAGCGUCAACCAGCUGCUGCCAGUUUCCUACGCUCACUCGAGCCCUCUUUGUGUCCCCCAGCGCACCCUCAGCGACUCCCAGACCACGAGUCAUCCACCUCCAUGAUGCUCGCAAAUCAGUGUCGCCGUUUUGAUUCUGUCUCGAGUAGUACCGCAGCGCCGUCCGCAUCGGCGGCGGCGGUGGAGACACCACAGUCACCGGAAAUUAACCAUCCCUUGCAGACUGCGACGACAACAUCGCCACAUUCGUCGUCGUCGGAGCGUCUCGCCUUGAAUGAGGAGCGUACUCCACAGCCAAGUGUAGACAAAGGUAUCUCUCCUCGGAAAAGGUCCUUAUGGAGGCCAUGGUGAAGUGGACAAAUAAAGUACUUGCUUUUUUCAUAAUUAAACGCAUUGCAGUGCCAGUUUUCUUGUUUUUUUUCGGGAAGUCUUAUUGGUACAGUUGAUGAAAAGGGGUGGACGACUUCUGCACCGUUUACAGUACCGAUAGUUCCCAGGAGGUAGCUUUAAGGCAAAAAUGCGGCAGUCUUCUCUGGCGAGUUGUCUUCUUUCCCUGGAGGCUGGAUUGAAGACUGCUCGGUCGGAAUCGUUCAUAUUCCCCCUUCCCCGUCCCGCGUCAGAACAGGGAAUAGAAAUGCUCUUCCUCCAUUAUACAAGUUGCCUCGAGCCAAAUUCCAGAAGGGGAAAAUAUCAAAGCGAUUUUCCUGCACCCAUGGGCGUUGCUACAGAAAGCAGGACCCUUGAAAUAUGCCCAAGUCAACUUUUUUACUAUAUUAAUAUUUGGUCGCUAUCACCGAUCCGAAAAAAUGAACUGACUGGUGCAGGGGGAGGGGGGGGCGAUUAACGGAGCAACUCAGCUGGAGAACAAAGUCCGUCUGAGUAAGGAAAUUACUGGUGGAGCACCGGAACGAUUCGUCUAUUAUUUCGAGCUUCCGAAUUCCUGCAGAAGUUCAUCGUUAGAGACGACAGCAGCAACAGAACAAGCAAUAGUCCAGUGGGGUGUUAACUGAUCAUCGACCACUGACUCAGGUCUACGGGUAUGGAGAAGCCAGACUAAUGUAUCGGUUGACUGACUUCUCAGGCGAGACUCAUGCUUUGGUAGAUUCUCGCUGUGGGCGAUUAUAAAUACUGCGAAUUUGACCCGUUUCGAAGGUGCGAGCAGUCACUUGCGAUGUGUACUGACAAAUCCUGCCUACGCUCAUGUGUGCGCGACCCCCCCAUGCAUAUAGGCUGGCCUGUGUAGUUGCAAGGGCAGUUUAGGCACCGCCCUUGGCACUUACUCGGUCUUUAAUUUUCGGACUGAAUCCUAGUCCGCAGCAAUGCGCUUGGCCAUUUCCUGAAUCGUUUGUGGACCACCGGAUGGUUUCUCUAAAAACGGAGGAGUUGCAUGGUGUUCAUAGCCCUCCUGCAAACGGUUGUCUCAGCUUCGUCGUUAGGACGUAAACUGACGAGCAUCACAUCUUGCUGCUGGAGCGAUUAAAGGCGAUCUAGCGCCCUCGCGCUUCCGGAAAGGCCAUUUCUGACCUAUUAGCUGUUAUCGGACAGUUGUACUCUGAACACAGGUCGGAAGAAGGGAGGUUUCAACUGGAGGCCUUUGAGGUUAACAUUCUGCCAGCAGAGUCAGUGGACCUGAUUUACCGGUUGCGAGAGAGAAUAUUUAAAUUCACAUUCAACAGCACCGAGACUAUCUGAGGUCUGGCUAAUAACUUCAGUAGUCCCACCGAUGACAGAACUAGUUGUUUCACACAUCGUCACCUGUCGGUCAAAGGUCGACGGUCUCAUACACUCGAAUUGCCUUCCACAAUACCCACUGGUUCAUUUAUCGGUCUAAUGGAGUUUUAUCUGGAGCGACAGCAUUCUUUAGUCCAAUUAGGUAUGAAAAAAGAGAAUGGUGUACUUUUUACAGAAGGGCAGAAUAGUUCAAACGACAUCCCCUUACCUUCUCUUUCGCCUAAUAUUCCUCCCCGGACAGUAAAUUGGUCCUGGCAACCAAAUAGUUCUGACUGACAACCACUGAAUUUAGUGCACUAAUUUUAAUUCGAUCUGCGACAUUGCGCCUGUCAGAUAGGCUUGGUUUGUUAUGCUGAACGCUUGUUCCGUGACUGGCCUCACAUAUGUUCAGCCCACUGAAUCAUUCUACACGCAAAGGCCGUGUUCUGAAACUUGCUGAUUUCCAUAAUCAAAAUAGUUAUCAGUACAGUUGUUUUCAUUUACGCGCGGCAGUCAAUGACCAGUCAGCCUUAUUUUCAGUAUUAAUCAUCAUCGCGGUCGGGAACGUAGUAUCCGUUCGAAGUUGUAGAAGAUAGUAACCAACACGGUCUUCAAGUGGUCGUCUCGAUUUCGUUAUGCACUGGUGAUCAUCUUGCAGAUUUCAUGCUAUGGUAACUUAUCCAUUUUAAUGGCGGCCUAAGUUGUGCUUGAGUCCCUUCAUUUGCCCACCUUGCAUUCUUUUAGAAUUAUGUCUUUCAGUAUCUCUGCCGAUCACUGUUUUCGAAGCUGGAGAAGUUUAAUGAUUGUAGGGGGCGCUCGCCGAUCGUUCUUACGAAAGUCACUCGUUCCGUUGUGCCUUAUGGACUCUCUCUCGAGCCCAACCAGCAAAUGCACAGCGGCGCGUGUUAUAGGCAGUAUGUUAUUACCGACAAAGACUAGAGACUGGAAUGGCUAUUUCUGGCUUAUUAGCCGACGCCAGACAAACAGUCAGUUUAACGAGAUCAGUCUCGUGCAACGACACUCCAACAUCACCCGUCAGUUUGACUGUCACACACGACGAUAGCGGGCGCAGGUCGGUGACAGGCGCGUGGAUUGGUUUGUAGCCAUAGCAGACUUUCAACGCAUCUGUCUCGCUCUCUCCCGCCUCGCACACGUGGGCUGGACGCAUAAGAAAGACCGGAGACGGACUCGGACGAAAGCAGUUAAACAUUCUGUCUACGCGUGCCCAGCACGAACUAGUCAACGAGCGACUGACCGGGUUUACUCAGAAGCAAGUGAACGGCUCGGAUCCCCUCUGAACGGGAACGCUAUAGAAGUAGUCUUUUAGCAUGACUCUCUGUCCAAGCAGGACCGACUAACCCUGUCAGUUGGCAGUCUUCCAAGUUUCAACUUUUAACUUCGCUGGGCUAAUUUCAAAGGGCUUCAGCCAUUUUAAACUGAAAAAUGUUGUAGGAAUGGAUUCCGCGGUGUCAGCCUCAUUCUGUGCCACGCAUCAGUCCACUGUGCGAUCCGGUCAAGCAUCAGAUACUGGGACAGGGCUAAAUAUGGCAACGCACAUGCCCCAAGGCGCCAUGUAAACUCGUAUGCUAGUAUGGAUGCCCUGCCCACGGUGGUUCCGCUCCGUAAAACCCAUUCGGGUUAGCAAGUCACGGAUAGGGAUCUUUCUUAAUAAUUGGUAGUAGAGGUGGCCUCAAGGCUCCGGAACUGGUUCUUAUCCCUCAUUUGCAGAUGCAAGACCGUUUUGUCUCUACUAGGAAUGGAUUUUCAGAUGAAUUGAGUCUUUUUUCAGUCUGACUGCUAGGCCAGCAGAUUCAUUAACGUCCUUCACAUCAUCUAUGUCUACGAGACACCAAUGUGACAAAAUCAGCUCAUCCGCUCAGUACCGUCGGAAUCUCAACCUGAUAUAUCAUGUAUCUCGCCGAAUGCAUAGGUAAAGAGGGCUGUCAGUUUUAAAAGGUUGUUUAAGUUUCUCAUACCCUCGGAAAAGCUAUCGGGGCCUCCUAAGUGACAGUAGGAUAAACUGUCGCCUGUUAGUCAUUUCCCCGAGUCGAACGCUGGGCAACAAAUACAUUGAGGCAAAUGGGAUACGGCUACCAAUAAGCUAGGGAGGGAGUUCGACUGUCACGAGCGACGAUGUCCACCAUGUACCCCAUGCAGGGAGGCAACACCGGCGAUUUGUGCUCGAAUUAGUUUUUAGUGUGGCAGACUUCCACAGCACCUAUCGCACUCUCCCCUAUCAAAGGCGAUACAAUGCCGAAAAUACCGGAAAUGGACUCGAGCACAGUGGCUGCAAAAGCUAAACAGCCCGGCUACAGGAUCUGGUUCACCGCAAAACGCAGCAUCGCUUCCCAGAGUAGGGGGAGCUCGGAUCUUACGCCUGUGACGGAGUCAUUGAGUCUGACCCCCAGUUCUCGACUCAGUCACACAGCGCCGACCGCGAGGACAGAGUUUUUCAGUCAGGUGACCACAACUUCUAGCGCAUCGUAAAGGUUUCAACGGGCGUCAGAUUUUUAUUGUGAGGAAUGCGCAUACGCACCACAGCGACGGGCUCCCCAAUAUCGACCCCACUCUUUCAUCCUUCCCACUAAGCAAAAGGCCGUCCCCAAGAGUUUUCCGGACAAGAUUACAAUGGACGUUUCAGGUUUAUUUACGGACACGGGGAAAUUGGGAGUGCGAACCCAGUUGGUCGCUGUAUUUGCCGUUCCACCAGUUUUUAACCGCGGGGUUUACGCACUGUCCGCCACGAUCGGUAAUAUUCGAAGUCACGUGACAGUGCCACUCACUGGUCUGGCCGGACACUCCCCGUCUGUAAUUCAAAUUCAUAGAUCCCGGUCCAGUGCGAUUUCAACUGGUUUAUUUUAACCGUAACGCAAAUCCACAUUGUACCUUCUGUCUCCUAAAAAAUCGUAGCGUUUUCGUGUCUUCAGGAGAGUGUAGGCAAGCAUUUCAGCAGAGCUUUGAAUAGGGUGGCAUUCCAACAUCCACGACCAUGCCAGAUCGGGACAAGCCAAGUCGGUGUCGAUUUAGUCUUCGGCAUUGCCGUCAGUGUCCGUAUUCUUGUGCGUCUCCUAUUACAUGCAUGCACCUUCAGUACUCGCGUGGCCCAAUAUAUGCACUAGCAUAUCACGCGUGCAUCUCAGAGGCUCCUACUAAUGGCUCGAAUUGCACCCACGCGAGCCAAGUAAGGCGUGAUUUGCGUAUGGGCCCGAUUAUCAGCUUUGUCUAGUCGGCACUGUGGUCCCACCUGGCGGUCAGCUGCCCUCUGGUACUGCCGCCGCCGUCAGCUCACGGCGUCAUAAUAGGGCCUAGUAACACCCCCCCGCCCAUCGGGCUGCAGCGGCCCAGUCUCCUCUACGUCACCACACCCCUGCCCCCCACUGGUGGCGUUGUCAGCACUGGCCGGUGGAACGGCAGCAGCACCUAUCCCAACAGACAGCGCCACGCCAUUCGCGUAAUCACUGCCUUCUGCACACAGCAACCCGUGCUUUACCAACCCCCAACCUCCCCCCGUUUACGGAGGGGGGAGAGCGCCCGAUGGCCACGCCAGGUGCCGCCGCUAACAGCAGGAAUGUCAAGGCAAUCAGAGACUCCGGAGGGGAGCUUGAAAUAACAUUCGUUCGCACAGUGGGGGGGGAGAGUAUGAAUGGCUCCAAAGGUCCCUCCUUUAUGACUGUUGGCAUGGCGUCUAUUCGGAGCGUCGCCUGGGGAGGGCACUCAAGGCGCUAUUACAGGUCACGAUACAAGUGACGCGCGGUUCAUAGUCCUCGCAGAAUCGUGUUACCGAGGUCGGGACCUCCAACCUACAUCGACUCAUUGUCCUCUGGACAAACUAACCUCGAGCUGGUUUUGUUUUCUGACAGUUUAUCGUGACGACCCGGAGCUGCACAUGACGCCUGCUUGGCCGACAAGAAACCCAACAAAUUUCUCGAAAUCGCCCUUCCGUUUGUACUGAUGCUAAGGUUAUGUCCAGAUUCUGCACUUAUUCUGACGGAAUUAUAAUUUUUAACCAAAAGUACACUCAUCCAAUCACCAUGACAGUGAAGCGGGAAAAUUAAAUCAAACCAUAAGAAGGAACAACAUAAACCCUAUGUGGUUGCUAGAGUGUCCAGUUAGACCGACAGUUUUGUCAAGUUGAAGAGUGCACAAUGACGGAUGUCGCCGAGCCACUAUUAGUUGACCAUAAACGUCAACCCGACCGUCUCAAAUGACGAUGGCAACCGCGUGCCCCACGAAGUAAGGACAGCACCGGUGGGCUAUGCGUGAAUUAGUCAGUGGUGAUACCAGACUUUCGCAGCGUCUUUCGUACUCCCUCCUACCUCAUCCAUCCGGGCCUUGUGGGAUCGGGCGCAGAGUCAAAAUGUCCGUCUACGCCUGCGACACACGACGUGAUCUCACUAUGUUCACCGAACCUCUGUGGGGGGUUUGUCCACGUCUUCUGCUUGUCCGUCAGUCGACGGCCGCCAUUCGGUCGGGAUCGCGUCGGAUCCUGGUACUUCGUCCCUGGACAUAUUGGAUACAGCCUUGCAGCCAGGGUGGGCAGCCCAGACUGCCCCGAAGUGAUUCGUCCAGCGCUUCAGAGUGUGCGAUUUAUCCACUUGGAGCUUUGCUCUUUCGAGACUGGGUAGUGGUUGAGUUUCCUUAGUGCAAGGAAAUUUUGGUACGAUAUGGUUGUGCAGCCGCACCUUAUGAACACAAUGCUGUUAGGGGUUGGGUUUACGAGUUAUGGUUGGGGGUUAGGGGUUAGGACAACUAUUUAUCAACCACUCAAAGUACAACCGCGCAUUCCCAAUUGCUUUUUUGCAUACAAUUACUUGACCUCGUAGCCUGUGCGUUUCCAGGCCCCACCUGCGAAAACCCCCAUUACCAUGGGUCCCAUAUUACAUGUGACUGGGGUUUGUUUACUUCAGGUGCGGCUACAUAACCAUAUCUCGGAUGGAUGCGAAUAUGCGAAUCCCAGGUUCUUGUUGUACAGACGACGAAGAUCCGAUCUCUGGGACAGUAGGUUUAUUAGUCUGAGCUUUCGGGCUCGUACAGGAGGCCAUCGUCAGAGACUGUGAGAAUGCGACAUCAAAUGAGCGGUUUUUGUAGUCAAGCCACGAACGGGGGGGUGGAGAGAUAUGAGUGCAGAGGGUGGUAUUCACGAUAAGUUGAGUCCCACGCAGUCUCACGGCGGCGUGACUGCGUGCACCCUUGGCUGGCAAUUGCGUCUCGCCUCUUGGCCGCGGGAACGGAGCGCGUGAUAGCAGGGAGGUAUGUCAACUUGCCUGUUGGUAGAGUUGGUGUCAGACACCCAGGCCUCUAACAGUUCUCGUCCUGUCUUAUUGUUGGCCCGCGCCACUAUCCGUGUGCUCGCAAAGUUGAAUUCGUGGCCUUCCUCCAGGGUGUGAGUGGCGACCUGAGACAACGGGUCGCCUCUCCGGACCGCCCGUUUGUGCUCCGUUAUUCGUGAGCUAAGUCGUCGUCCGGUUUGUCCUGUUUGAUGUCGCAUUCUCAGUCCCUGACGAUGGCCUCCUGUACGAGACCGAAAGCUCAGACUAAUAAACCUACUUUCCCAGGGAUCGGGUCGUCAUCUUCUUUAUAGCCACAUCUGAUCGAAAUUUUCCCAUCUUUGCGGCUCAUGUAGCUUCGCGACCAUAAGUAGAUGAUAAUUAACCUAUAUUUUAGGUCGAACGAAGUAAGCCCUCCGCCAGUUAAUAGAAAAUGAGUAGUCCAGCAGGCUUCUGGACGAAUUAGGCAGUGAAUACCAGUUGCGAUACGACAUCAACGAGAUGAUCGUCUUCAGGGCCGGUGGUAGAGGGCGGGCUACAACGAAUGCGUCCGUCUAUAAAGAUUGCCCCGUCUCUAAACCAAGAGGUAUGACGGCGAAGUCUUCUAAACAAUACGAGGUAGCACAUCCGUUUUUCUGAGAGGAAGGACUCAUCGAAACAGACAUAAUGAACCGUCGAGAUUUCGCAGAGCUCAGUCGGCUCACCGUUGUUAAGCGUUGAUGUGUCGAGUUGGUCGCGCUUGGGCCAGUCGAUAUUUUUCUUCUUUCGCUGCGUCUGCCGUCCGGCGGGUAUUUGACCGACACGACAACAGCGUGCGUGGAGGUUGAUCCGUCUGGUAGAUAUUUUUCUCACCCGCCGGGAGAUUUUUUCGUCAAGCCGUGUCUGCUCGGUUUUCGUAAGUUGUAUGUGACCGUCUUGUUCUCGCCUCCGUGUUAGAAAUGACUCAAGUCUUUAUAAGCUGCAGGGGGGAGGCAAGAUACCUACUGAUGGGGUGUACAUCUGAACGCCAUGCCUCAUGUGUUGGUCGUUCUGUCCUUGAGCUGCCUUGACAUAAAAUGGUCGUUCUCUGACGGUCAGAACGAAACUAGGACAUCCGCAAUAGAGGUAGGCUUGCGCCAUAUUCCAGGGAGAGUAUCUUUUUGUGUGCCUUAGUUCUUACCGUAAAAUUAAACCUAACCCGAACCUUAGCCUUAACUAAAUCUCCCUAGAAUUUAACGGAUGGUCACCCGUAUUACGGGGGAGGUCGCUAAUCCUGUGUCCUACCGUACAAACAAUUUCCCCAAUGUGCGUUGAAAGCUUGGAGCUUGGGCCUAAAGCCUGCUGAUAGGCUAUCGAAUAUGUGGAGGCUAGUAGAGGUAAUUUGGCUAAGUCACACCGAAAGAGGGGCAAUAUGGGCUUUCAUUAAAUUGCUCACUGGAAGACCUACUAUUAUGAGAUAAUCGCGGACACAAUAGCCGUCGAAUCGAAUCGCCGGACAGGUGGCAUUUCAUGCUGAUGGUAAGUUACCUAAAGAGAAGCUGAACUCAGUGGAAGGAAGGUUAAAUUAAUAAUAGUUGUCCUUGUUUCCGCGUCUGCAUGGACCUACGAGGCCCGCUGACCAUUUGGAAGUCCGGAGGCUCUUUCGUUUCGCGGCAGAGGAAGAUUAGAAAACGGACAAAUAAAAUUGUCGCCUGCCGGGCACUUUGGACACCACGGAGACACCUAUGCGAAUUCAGAUGAUCACUGUCAGAUUGCUGCAAUUUGUCGCACUCUUCCUUAGGACGCCUCGUGAAAGCAAUUUGUGAAAGGCGGCUGGUAUACGGUCUAGUGAGAAGAGUUUUCUUAGGACCGAGAAAAUCCAAAACAGCCUUGACGGGAGUAAGGAGAAAGCUGGUGUACAAAUGAACGACAUGGAAUUUUAAAACUAAUCAGUGUUUGUGAAGCGGAGAGUAGUCAAUGGGUGGGGGAGGAAUCAGGUGACGCAGUUGCGUAUGUACUCCUAACCGUUUAAGGACUCCUGCCCUGUCCUGAAAAAUGCAUAAAGAUGCUUCAUAGCCAUAACUGAGCGCCAUCUUGCACUAUCACUUGUCCGUCAAGGACAACUCUGAUAUUCCAACUUCGCGCCCAUAACACACUCAAUCCAAAUCAUGAUGGACUGUCGAAAGUUUUGCUUCCUGCUGCUGGAGGAAGACACAUCGUGAUCAAAAACUUUUACGAUGACAUAUGACACUUGCAAACACUGUUAUAACUGGACGUAGGCACUGACCCACGACUGCGAGUUUCGAGGACUCCAACGGCAAAUUCGGGCGAAACUGUCACGACUGAAGAGUACCAAAGCUAGCUGACAGAGGACAGUAACCGCAAUAAACACCGAUCUAUCCUGGCCGAAACGUGGGCUACGGACGUUGCCUUUUUCCCUUGGAAAUAAGUAGUUUAAGUUCUGUCCAUUGCUCAUUGCCAUGCUUCGAAUUGUGGGAACUCUGGGGCAGAGCAUAAAGGCAAAAACGCACGCCUUGUCUCCAUUUUUAUAACCCUGGACGAACGCGCCGACCGAUUGAACCCAGUUUCAACUUGAAAGUCUCUUGCGCCUGCCUGAUUGAUGAUGAUGACGAAGGCAGAUUCCGCGGUCUUGGUUCUUAUUGUCUUCGUGGGUCGUGUUACUCGACAGAUUUGAGUUGGACAUGGGAAAAAGAUCCCCUCCCACCUAUUACAGGCGGUCUUGCGCCAAAUUCCAAGGUGUGUAUUUUCCCGUGUCGUUGCCCUAACCCUAAUUCUCAAAACUUUGACCCUGGUCUGAACCCUAACCCUGGCCCUGACAUAAGCCAUAAAUUAACCUUCUCUCGGACUUGUAGCGUACGGUAGAUGUGCUAACCCGUUAAGUGUUGACAGAAAUCCUGAAGUGCAUCUUCGACUCGAAAAGACUUCUUAACUAGGUUUAUAAUAUUAAUUAUUGUGCGGCAUAAUCCCUACUUUAGAACGAACUUCUCGGUCGCCUGUAAAAAACGAAAUUCUGUAAAAAUGAUUUCUUAGGCAGUAUGAACUUUUCUCACUGAUUUUCGAUGCCCUUAUAAAGUCAGAUGUAUCUUACAGAAAACGUGCAUAAAAAUCUUCCUUCUUUUAAUAAUUCGGUUGAAAUUUACGUCUCCUUCGAAGUUCAUACAUGAAGGACGGUAUAAUUCGGUUUUAAAAAUUUUCUGAUUACGAAUCGUUUUAAGACUCUGAUGUGCCCGUUCAUAAAACAUUGUGUCGGCGCAUUCACUACUGUUGCGAGCGAGUACAUACUUCCAGUUACCUCAGAUGUACAUACUGCUCGCUCUUUCAGAGAAGACCAGGAAGGCGAGACAUUUGUCGCAAUGUCUUCUUCUCAAUGGAGCUCUGGUGAUGGGACGGAUUAAGUUCAGAGGAUGUUUAGAAAUUUCAAAAAUCCCUAAAUAAUUUAGAUAUCCUGCCCAGAUUAAGGGCAAAGAACAGCGAACGCGUGUGUACUGAUGAAUUUAAUCCCUGGGUAAAGUAGUGACUGACGGCUUUUUAACGCGGACACUUGUUAUUUUGGAAAUGAAAGGUGAAGUAGGGCAUGAAACAGUACCAUUGGAAGCGGAUUAUGCGCUCGGAUUUCAGGCAGUUCCUACUGGCGACCCAAGGUCCUUACAUCUUUCAGAUUUAAGUAGCCGGUUAUUGUGUCAUCUGCGUGUUUUGUUAAUUUUGGGGUUCUCAGGUCAUGAAAUGAAGUGAUAAAGCAGGUUAACACGACCUGUCAUAUAUGAAAUUUGUUAGAACAAAAGCACGAACUGUGACUCCCCCGCAAAAGCCCCCGAGAUAGGGAAAUGUAGUUGAUACACUUCACGACGAGAUUCCUAAACAACCAUUUUUUGACAAAUGCAGAGAAUUAUGCUUCUAAAACGCCCAACCAACAUUGUCUGAUAAACACGGGACCAAUGAUUUUCAGGCAAAAUCUCCAACUAGCGGUAAUGGAAGAGCGGUAGCUUUAGAACUGGCUUUACUGAAUUGUUCUGCUACGGGAUGACCAAAGAGCUUCCUGUCAAUGCCGAUAUUUACCCAUUUCAAGGUUUAGACAUACAUGAGGGACAAAUAUGGGAUUGGAAGUUUAGAACCAAUGUCGAAUGCCCCCACCCCCUCCCAUGUCAGCUUCCCUCACGGUGAUGUGAAAUGGAGGUACCCAGACCUUACAUUAUUACUGCGCAUCGACGAUCCGGCCACGGCUCACGCGCUGGGACUUGUACAAAUAAACAGAGACUUUCACGCGAGAACCCACCUACUGUAAGCCUCGUCCCCUGCUCCCGUCACAUGAUUUCUGCCACGGCGGUGAUGGGGGGGGGGGAGUAGGUAGGGGCGCCUCUGCGUGGUCCAGCGUUCCAGUGUUGCACCUCCCCGUUCAAGUGCUUUAAAGGACGGCUCACUAACACAACAGCUCUUACAUAUGAGAGUGGUUUCACAUUUCUGCUCGCGUCCCGUGAUGCACUGGAUGAGUUAAGACAAAUUAAAGUAACAGACAUCAGAGGUAAAACCUCUGGGCAUCUGCCACCUCAAAUAAAACCGAAUGUUUUGUCAGAUUUUAUGGGGACUAAGAGCAGCUAAUAAAACAAAGCAGUGCUCUGCACAAGAUUAGAAUAAGGAAGCAUAACAAUCUCGCAGACGAGUAGACUGAACGCGAACUUCAGUUUCCUCCUCCUCCUCCUCCUCCUCCUCCUCCUCCUCCCUUUCCUUUUCUCAUUCCACCCCUCCCGGUCUCCCCCUCGAUUUAUCGACAACCCUAUUCACUCCCCGGUCAUUCACAUAAUCCUCAACUAAAUCGACCUGCUCAAAUUAUUCGACGCUCUCAUCCUUAAAUAACAGCCGCGGGUAUGAAGGCGCGUAACAGGAUAAAAAGUCUGGCUAUGGCUCGAUUCGACAGGGAGGAAAUUGAGAGGCAGAGAAGGGCUGCAGGAUCAAAACAUGGCUUGGGUGGAAACGCCUUCGGUCUGCGAUGAACGCAUAAAAGAACACAAAUCAGGACAUGGUGCGGCCAACGUGGUUCCCACGAUGUCGGUCCGGCCGAUCGUCCCGUGGGAAGGUGUACUAGCGGAUGCAGUUGUCACCACGUCAUAAUUCCACUCACGAAUCCGCGAUAAGGCGCGCAGCUGGGGAUGCGGUCGGCUGAAUAAGAGGGUCAGUCGAAACAUCAACUGAUUUCCCCCGACAAUGAUAACAUCUUAUUAAAAUGCCUGGAUUUACACAGGAGGCGAGUAGAACUUAGUAUUUCACUCGGUACCAGUUAGUGUUUUACAGAAAAAACUCACCUUAACAUUACCUGGGCGUUCUGCCGAGUUUUCUUGGGAUUGUGAGUCGUGUCAUCGCGACAGGCAGCAGAAUAUUCGCUCAAAACGUAUCCUGUCCGUGCUGUGUUUAGGGAGAAUUUAAAAUCCUGCUAGGCCAAUGGCACUUUAAGAAGUUAUCACUUUCACAUUGAGAUCUAUUUACUGCUAAACUGGGUGUCCCACCUCAAAAGGCGUCCCUAACAUCUUUGAAAUGAACUGCUACUAAGGAUGCCACACAAUUUAACAGCCCCCUCUGAAAAUAGGGCCAUUCAUAAGUUGCCAUCGAGAGAAGGGUAGAAUGUGAAGAAGUCAAUAAUUCCUAAGUUCAUAAAGAUUGUGCAAAUAAUGAGUGGUUAGAAGUCUAACUAAGGCAGCUCUAUAAUCCCUCUCGUCAUCCGGUCAUUCUGGAGAACAGGAGUGUUUACUCACAGCGGGAGAAAGUCAAAGGCCUUAAGAUAAAUUCAGUUUCAGUUCUUUCCAAAAAGCAGACUCCUCGACUGACCACAGGUUUCACACAUGACCAAAAAUUGAUCUGGUCGUGAAUAUCAAUCAGGUCAGGGUUCAGUCUGAAGUCGCCCAAAAUACUCCUCAAAAUGAAACAAGUUCCAGUAGGUAAGCUAACUCAUGAAAUGUCAACUUAAAUUCCGAAAUGCAUUUUCGUAUCAGUCUGCAAUUUAAUUCUAUAAUAAUUCAGUUAUCUCUCGAUGCCGUCUUUCAAAAGAACUUCCUUUCGGCUGCAAGCGGAAACUACACUCUGUAAAAGAUGGCUACAUAAGAAGCAUGCAUUUUUCUUAUUGAUUUUCGAUGCCCCUAAAAAUCUAAUAAUAUUUUAUAGAAAACAUACGUAAGAAUAUUCAUUCUUCCACUCAUUCGGUAAGAAAUUACGUCUUCUUUCAAUUUCUUGCUCGAAGGAGGGGCACAAUUCGGUUUUAAAAAGUUUCUAAUUGUGGAACUUUUUAAUACUGUAAAAUGGCCGUUCAUACAUAAAUCGUCAUGCCUCUGCAUUUACCAGUGUGGCUUGUAAAGUUAACAAUAUGGAUCAAAUCCACUGCGAAAUUUUAGGAACCCCAUAUAGGCUUCUCUUAACACCGUAGAGAAAUGUAUGAUUUUUGUACGUGGAAAAUACAUGGCUUGUAGUUUGGUAACCCCGAAUGCAAGUGUAACGGCAAAGCAGGUUCAAAAUAUUUCUGGAAUUGGAAAAGUUUUUAGAAACCCAACAACAUCCUUCCUUCGAGUAUAACAUUAAAAUGAGUCGUUAUUUUCUACCGAAUGACCAGAAGAAUGAAUGUUCUUAUGAAUGUUUUCCAUAAAAUAUAAUUAGACUUUUAUGGGCAUCGAAAAUCAAUAAGAAAAAUGCAUGCUACAUAAGUACUCAUUUUUUCAGGGUAUAAUUUUUGCAUGCAGACGGAAGGAAGUUCUUUCGAACGCCGGCGUCCUGAGUUUAUUGAAUUAUUAUAGAAUUUUACUGCAGACGGAUUAGUUUUUACAACCCUACUUAAUCUUUCUGAAGCCAAAACACAAUUCGGAAUUUCAUUUGAAAUUUCAUUAGUUAUCCCACAUACCGUAUGUGCAGGACUGUCUUUCUGACUGGGCUGCCGUAAGACACGGCGGCGUUGGUUGUGUACGAAAGUUAGGUGUAUGUGCCCCAAGUUAGAGGGGGGGGGUGUACAAGCCGAAGGUCAGACGCCCGUGUCCCUGCAAAACCGCUUCGUUUGGACACAGGCGCGACCAUCGCCGUCUUGCACUCUUGCUCGUAAACUCGGCUGCUGAAUGUGAGGGCAGUCUUAAGACAUAUUUGCGGAAGCUCGAUGAUGUUCAUUCGCUUGUGAUAUUGUCGGUCUUGUGGAGAUGGCCGGGUAUAUGGCCGGGGGUAAUGUCAUAGGCUGGCUGGUGGCUAAUUAGCACAAAGGUGUGAACAGGGGUACAUGACCUUGAACGUUCGCUUGUCACGCGUUUGUGGCAUGAUGUCCUGACAGCCCGGGCAGCACACGCUGCAGGUCUCAUCAUACUUUUAUCCCAGAAAUCUGUCGAUAGCUAGGCCGGAUGGAAUAGAGGCAAAUAACGAAAUCACGUCAAACGCCACCACAAUGCCAUCAGCCUCCACUUUUAAAUGUCGAAUGCGCUUCAAAACUCUCCACUCGAUUUCACUGUCAACUCCGAAUCCCUGGUGAGGAAACAAAGUCGUUGGUAAAGCCACUUUGACAGCCCAAAAGAUGGAGCGCUAGAUAGUGGAACGAUGGGGCUUAGUGGCACUCCUGGCAUGUGUACCAUUGGCAUCAAUGGCAGCUGUGGUCAGCGCUGCCACUCUCGUGAGGGCUCAUGUGUUCCGACCGAUUUGUUGCGCCUACUAGCUUAUAGGAUCCUCUGACUGCCAAUGGCACAUAAGACUCCUUGCCCAUGGCAACCGUCCAGGGUCCCUUGUCAGUAGAAGGGUAACCAUCUCCUUAAUGACAGAGGGGCGAGCACCGAUCGCGUCACGAAAGUCACUCGUCCCGUGGCGCCUUGGGGCUCUCUCUCGAGCCCCGACAGCAGUCGCACAGCGGCGCAUGGUAUAGGUAAAAUAGUCUACCGACAAAGACGAGGCAGACCGGAGCGGCCACUUGUGGCCUGUUAGCUGCCAUCAGUCAGCCAUACCUAACCCCGAGGUAUGCAACACCCGAGACUCGAACUCGCGAUCUGUUGGAUAGAAGUUCACAGUUCAAACCAUUAAGCCAAGGGCUAGUUUUUCUGUCGAGUGCGCCUCUCUACCGCUGUUUAUAUAGUUAUUCGCAACCGACGGGACAAAGAGCCCUGGCCCAAUGGUUAGAGUGUUGAACUUUUUAAUUAACAGGUCAUGGGUCUGAGCCACGGGAAGACUGCAUACGUCGGGGUGAGUGGGACUGACCGAUGACGUCUAACAGCCGACUUCGGCUGCCUAACUGCGCGAUAAGGCGGCGUUUUACUGUCAGCUACAAGCGUUCGUUGAAAGACACCCUCGUCGCGAUCUCCAGAUUGUUGCUGGGGCUUGAAAUGGUCGAAAUGGACAUGGCGACUCUACAAACAGGCACCUUAUUGGUCACUUUGGACUCGGCUCUCAAUGUGAACAAUGCGAGAUACUGCUGAACGUCGCUGGUAAGAACCGACUGCUUGCCACAAAAAACGUGCUUCCAGCAUCGCAACAAACAUCUGCUGACUUUGUAUUCAAACAACGGUUAAACGGUCAGUCAGAGUGACUACAUGCUGGUCAGCUCAAGGUUUCGUAGCCGGGUUCCCGAUAGCAGAUCGUUGCGUGGUACCGAAACUGGUAACAUAUAUGUGACGGACCAUGUCGUCGUCCGUACACAGUUGAAAGCCCGCCUCUCCUUCGUGUCAAAAAUGUCACGUCUCAGACGUCUUGAUCCAGCAACUCAGAACUGUUACGGCCCUGAAUAGAGAAAUCUGCUCCUGUUUUACGACCCGAGCCGACAGAGAAGGCAGUAACUAGUGGUCGUCGCUGAGAACAUCAGUGUAUGAGGCAGCAGAGAAAAUUCUUGGAUAUACUCAGCGAUGCCGGAGCUACUAGAUCAGCGGAAGAACUCUGGAGUUGGCUGCUCAGAUGGCUCGAGCCUGAUCUCUAAUGAUGAUUGCAUCCGCUAACUCCGAAAGAUGACAACAAAGUCGGCCAGGAAUGACGGAAGGCAAUAUUUGGCCGAAAAAGCGACCUCAUGGAGCACGCCUCGAACGUUGGUGACACUUAAAAUUCUAAUAACUUAUCCACAACGUUUGUGGUAAGCCUCCUGCACUAAGUGGCUUAUUUUGCGAUGCAAAGAGUGGUUUUAUUGCUGACAACUCGGCCAAUGUCGACUGCUGGCGUGAGCGCUUCGGGUAUCAUCUCAAUUUCGAUGCCAAACCCAUCACGCGUUUGUUCUCCCCUGCAGCUGAGUUUCUUUCAUCUAUAACCUAUGCGGUGCCAUGCGACCGCCGUUCUGAAAGAGAAGUCAACGAUGCCAUACAAAGGCUACGCAACAACAAGGCAGCCGGAGAGGAUGGUGUAGCCGCUGAAAUCUUCAAGUCUUGUGUCGACAUUCUGGCGCCCUGA